CAUUUUCCUAACUUUGCACGAUGUCUGAUAAAAUUUUAACCGCACUGAAGAGUUUAUUGUAUUUCUCUGUAGAGAGAUUAAUGGCCUCAUUGUGAUGUUUUAAUUACAUUUAGCAUUUACAUUGAAUUAAAAUAGCCAUGUUCUUGUGAUGCUUGUAAAUCCGAAUCUUACUCGCUCCACCCAAGUACGAGGCCGAUCUUGGGAAAUAUGUAAUUUGGAGCGCGCACGGUGGUGGUAGCAACCUUCUUAUUAUAGCGCAAUGGCAGAAACACAUCAGCAAACGAUACGUGGAUUCUCAUUGAAUAAUUGUUUGGCUCGUGGCUGGGUGAAAGCCUAUGAUGACACACAUUUACAAACAAGCUGAAACCGCAUAAGAGGACAGAUGACUCGACACGAACAGAAUAAUUUUCAUGGGACACCGAGAUAUGCAUCUUUUUGUUUGUAUUCGCUGACUACUGAAUGAAUCAUUGAUCACGGACUGCUAGUUAGCUUGUCGCGCGUUAGCAGGUAGAUAGUCCGGAAUUUCUGGCCAGCUGCAUUGCCUAGGUCCUAUAGGUAUUUGGAUUGGCUGUGGUUGUAACUAUAGCAUACUAGGCUUGGAUACAACAAUCAGGUCAAUUCUAGCUACAUUCAACCAUUCCAUGUUUACUCGGAGGUGUAUCAAAUUGGCUGGCUAGUUAACGAGCUAGCUAGCCAACCACACUGAGUCGGACUGGAUUAUAAUAUUCCACGUUGCUAGCUACUGUAUUGUUUCCCUCCAGGAAUUUGGAUUUAUUUUUCAUUGCGUGUUUAAUAGAACAUUAACAGUACCUAGCUACUUAGCUAUAGAUAUCUUUGGCCCAAUUCCUUUGGAACUUUACGCCGAGAAUUCUCUCAACAGCUAUAUUUAUAAACGAAUUAAUUUAAACCUACUAUAGCUAGCUAGUGUUCUUAGUUUUUCGAUUUGGAAAAUGGAUGCGGGUAUUGAAAAGGAAUGCAGCGCUCUGGGAGGGCUCUUCCAGAUCAUCAUGAACGACAUGAAGGCUAGUUAUCCAGCCUGGGAGGACUUUGUAACCAAAGGAGUUAAGCUACAAUCCCAGCUAAGGGCAACCAUCAUCGUCACAAGCUCCUUCCUGGAUGCCUUUCAGAAGGUGGCAGAUAUGGCGACUGGAACAAGAGGGGCGACAAAAGAGAUUGGCUCAGCCUUGACGAGAAUGUGCAUGAGGCACAGAAGCAUCGAGUCCAAACUGAAGCUCUUCACCACGGCACUAACAGAUACCCUGAUCAGCCCACUGGAGCUGAAGAUUGAGGAGUGGAAGAAGGUGGCCAGUCAGUUGGACAAGGACCAUGCCAAAGAAUACAAGAAGGCCAGAGCAGACAUAAAGAAGAAAUCCUCAGAUACAAUCAAGCUGCAGAAGAAGGUUAAGAAAGGAAAGGACGAGGUGCGCGGGCAGCUGGACAACGCCCUGCAGGAGGUGAACGUGCGCUAUGCUGUGCUGGAAGAGACUGAGAAGAGGGCAGUGUGCCGGGCGCUCAUCGAAGAGAGGGGCCGUUACUGCGCCUUUGUCAGCAUGCUCAAACCUGUGCUGGAUCAUGAGAUCAGCAUGCUGGGAGAAGUGACCCACCUGCAGACCAUCCUGGAAGACCUGAGCAACCUGACGGCCGAGCCCAGCAAACUGCCCCCUGCCAGCGAACAGGUGAUCCUGGAUCUAAAGGGAUCCGAAUACAGCUACAGUUACCAGACGCCCCCUGCCUCCCCCAGCAACACGAUGUCCCGCAAGAGCAGCAUCAGCAGUAACUACAACUCUGUUCGAUACGUCCCCUCUCUGGACUCCAUCGCCACCUCGAUGGACAGCAUUCACCUCUGCCUGCCCUCCAUGGACCCAGCACAGGAGUUGAGCAGGCAGUGGUCGGGGCAGAUCGGGCCGGGCACAGAGAAUGGAACGGCCAAGCCCCCUCCACACAACUCCUACACACAGCACGGAGAGAGAGCUCGCACCAUGUCCACAUCCGGAAAGCUGGCCCUGACCCUGGGCGUAGGGCUCAACUCGGAGGCCCCCCACACCAGUCGCGACUCUCUCCACUGCUCUAGUGGCUACAGCACGCAGACCACCACGCCCUCCUGUUCCGAGGACACCAUUCCCUCCCACGCUGUAAAGAAAGAACCUCCUCUUUAUGACUACGACUACAUCUCCCUGCACGGGGGCGAGGAGUUGCACCGCAGCCCGCCCGACUUCGACAAGUCCUCCACCAUCCCUCGCAACAGCGACCUCAGCCUGCAGUACCGCAAGAUGUUCCAGAGCAAGCGGCCCGCCUCGACCGUCAGCCUGCUCGCUGAGCCCGAGCCGCUGGGCCUGCGCCAGACGCACACUGCCACCAUCCGCCGCAAGCCCUCAUCCAAGCCCACCUACCGCCGUGGCACCAUCAGUGGCGGCGUACCUAUCCCUAUCUGCACCCCCCAGGUUCCCUUCAAAGCCUUGGGCGGAGGUGGAGGUGGAGGUAACGGUGGUGGAGGGGGGAAGAGCGGGAGCGACGAGAACGUGGGGCCUCCAGAGAGCAGUGUGGGGAAGGGCGUGAUUGGCAUGAGCAGAACGGUGGACCACGAGUUGGUCCUCGACAAGCACAGUCUGUGCACUUCCACCCAGAGCCUGAGCGCCAUGCCCUCGCACCACUCAUCAUCCACGUCGCCCUACUACUCUCUGAUCCCGGGCCAGGCGCCAGUGCCCAUGGGCAGCUCAGAGCAGCUGUACCAGCUGGGCAAGCAGCAGCAGUAUGCCCUGCACCAGCAGCAGCAGAAGCAGUACCAGCAUCAGCACCUACAGUACAACCAGCAGCAGCAGCAGUUCCAGCCACCCCAGACACAACAGUUGCAGCCAGCAGCCCAGACGCAACAGCAAUUUCAACUACAGCAACAGUUCCAGCAACAACAACAACUACAGCAACAGUUACAACAGCAGCAGAUGCAACAACAGCAGUACCAGCAGACACAACAACCGCAACAGCAGAAGCUCCAAUAUCAAAAGCAGCUGCAGCAACAGCAGCUCCUACAACAACAACAGCAGCAGCAACAGUUUCAGCGGCAGUCUCAUCUCCCACAACAGUACCACGCGUCUGGGACUGCCAACCAGCUGGUGGAAAGCGGCCACUGCCCUCCCCCCCAGCAGCCCCCUGCCGCCCCAGACACCCAGGACGCAGAUGAGCCCUCGGGUGGUGGAGGUCACAUGGUCACCAUGAUCCGGGGAGUGAAACUGCGUCGGACCCUGACCAAUGACCGCUCUGCCCCCUUCAUCCUCCUGCCCAACCAUUUCAAAUGAGCCCUUCCCUACCAGUGUAGGUUGUCAUCGUUUUGUUUUACGGUUCUCGCUUUCCUUUUAGCCCCGUUUUGAUUACAUUUCUCCUUAGAAAAUAAAGGGUGUUGCCUUUUUGGGCGUUUUGUCUCGGUCAAGGUUUCCCUCUCUCCAAUCAAAUGUCCAGUAGCACUGUGUUUUAAACAGAUUGUUAUGAUAUCCCUCAGAGGGACUCGAAGGUAAAUGCGGCCUCUUUAUCGCUCUGUAAUUUAAGAUUUUUAUACAUACUGUACAAGGAUACGUGUUGGCUAUAUAUACAAGAAUUUGAGUGCAUAAAUGAUAAGUCUUAUGUUUAUAUAUUGUUGAGGGGGGAAAAAAUGCCUUGCUUGCUUAUUAGUCUUAUCACCUGUAUGGUUGGAACCAAUAAAAACCCACACAUAUGUAUAUAUUAGCGUGAUAUGCGGAAAUCUUUAUUGUAUUUUUUAUUAUUAUCCGUGUCAAUGACAAAGACUGAAACAGUGGAUGUGUAAUGAAUGAUCCCCUAGAGGAAAUUAAAGACACAUAACUAGACCUAUAUACCUAUCUAGUCUGCAUCUCAUUCAAGAUGUGAUCAAGUGAGCUCAAUCCCUCUCCAUAUAGUGUAGGGCCACAGUGGCUUUAAAUGCUUCGAGCUUGACUUUGCUAUUUUCCAACACACAUACUUCACCUUUGUGGCGAAGGUGACAGGCUUCUCGCGAUGGAGGUUGACUGUACCAGUGUUUGAGCCAAGGGUCAACAAAAGGCUUUGUGGGGCUUUUGAUAGCAGGGGUCAGGACCACUGUACUGUAACCUUGAGCUGGAUAGUAAAGCCGCCAUUGUGUGGGGGGGGCAAGGAGGACUGCAACGCUCUUAAUCCCUGCUCUCAUGUACGUCUUAAGACUUUCUUCACAUUGCCAAGCACAUUGAUUUAGUGAUGUAUGCGGGGUCGUUUUUCAACUGAUCGCCCUGUUACCCAUAAGUGAUAGCUAUCCUCCCUCUAUCAAGUCUUCCUUCCUGAGGUUGGAGUUCUGGUUAAUGGUCAAGUUUUUUUUUAUGCAUUAUUUCAGGGAAAUCGUCUCUUUUUAUUAUGAACAUAUGGUGCUAUUGUGACAUAUCAAUCCCAGCCUGCACUGCCGCCUCUCCCCCGGACUUACUGCACAUACACAUGAUGCACUCACUGGCCAUAUUAGGGAUUUUAUAAUAACCGUUACCGACCAUGCAAGCUGUCGGAUCAACUAACGGACAGACCAUAGAAGUCGUGAGGAGACUCGCCGUUUCUGCUUUGGCAAUAGUUUUGCGGCUUCAGGAUAGGUGCUGUGGGUUAUAGUGGUUUUGGGAUCCUUCUGGAAUGUGAGCCCUAUUAUAAAUUAUUAUUUGACCAGGCAAGUCGGUUAAGAACAAAUUCUUAUUUACAAUGAACGGACUACCCUCACCCGGACCACACUGGGCCAGUUGUGCACCGCCCUAUGGGACUCCCAAUCACGACCGGUUGUGAUACAUCCUGGAAUUAAACCAGGGUCUGUAGUGACAUCUCUUGCACUGAUGUAGUGCCUUAGACCGCUGCGCCACUCGUGAGCCCUGUUAAUCACAGCUUUGGGGGGGGGGGGUAAUUUGAUAAAAGACAAAUGAGUGAAAUGGCAUUGUAUUUAGAAUUUGUUUACCAUUGUCUUUUUCUUAACUGAACCACUUUAAAUGUAUGGAGUUUUGGGAGCUUUGGGCCUUCUAGCCAUUACACAUAGCUACUCGUUCUUAAAAAUAUCCCCUUAGUCGUACUGUAUAGAGAGGGCGAUGAAACCACAGAAACUACUGUAUAAUAAUGACGACUUCCUUUAAGUGCAUUUCCCUUUUCCCCGAUAUUAAACGGGACUCCGCACCCAGCUGGACUGGGUUAUUCUCUCCUCUGUCUCACAUUCCCUCCCAGUUUGUGUAGGAGGCCCCUUUACCUGACACCACGCAUCGAAUGACCCCAUUGGCCGGUUUAGCCAUUGUGUGCACUCCCACCUCUUCUCUGGCCUCUUCAUGUUGCCGGGGGUAACCCCCGUCCCCCAGAGAAACUACAAUGGCCUCUAAUCGAGGACUUUGUUACAGGAUAGGCUUAUACAACAACACAACUCCUGACUCGAGCAAAUUUAAAGCAAUAUCAGACUACAUUUGAGCCACAGCUUUUAAGUUCAAGGUUCCAAAUGGUAAUUACAGUACAGCGUGCAUAUCUCCCUAACCCCAAAGUAGGUCUGGCAUAGUCAAAUUAUGGGGCAGCUGAGCUGACUGUUCCCUUUCUCCGUUGGGUUAAUUAUAUGUAAUCCGAUAAGGUUUGUGUUCCACUAGAAGAACUCAGAUUUAUUUUGUUUGAGUGAAAUAAAUGAUCCAAAUGAUGUUUAUAUAGACUACGGAGAUUAAAUUAAGUUCUCAGACACUGCUACAGUCCCACUCCAAACCCUGCCAAUCAUCAAGAGUGAAGGGCAGAAUCCUGUUCUAAAAAGCAGUUUCCAAUUCCUUUCUUUGACCUUGGCUUUGUCCCAAAUGGCACCCUAUUCCCUAUUUGGUGCACUACUAUGGGCCCUGGUCAAAACUAGUGCACUAUAUCGGGAGUAGGGUUCCAUUUGGGACAUUGGCCAACAGUCUGCAGACUCUCACCGGCAGUGUGUGAUUGUGUGUGAGAGACUGAGACUUGGUGAGUGUUGACUAGAAGCUUUGACCCCCAAAACUGUCCCAUAGAGCUCCAACUGACCAACCCUCCUCCUGUCCAUCCUGGUUCUGUAAAGGGAGUUGAUCUCUUAUUGUAAAAGCGUUCAAUGUAAAUUGCUAAGUGUCACAAUUGCAUCUGUGUAGUGACGCUGAAGCCUUAAAUUAAAAUAAAUGUGGGUUUUAAAAUAUAAAUGCGCUCAUUGGCUUGUUUGUUUAUCUCAAAGGUGGAAGAACUUCUGUUUGUUUACAGAAGUGGUAUAUACAGUAAACAAACCUCUGAUGGCUUUCUUAAGAUCUGAGAAAGCGAGAGAAAAAAAAUGAUCAAAUAGAUUUGCUUAUACUGCAUAUACAGUACUCUAGGUGUGUGAGAGAGUGUGGAUUUAUUUAGUUAUUGUUUUUGAUAUUUAUAUAUUGGUCCGGACAAUCUAUACACCAAAAAUGAAUAUGUGAACAUGUUUAAGAUCUGAGAAAGAGGGAAAAUGCAAUAAAAUUACUCUAUCCAGUCUC
This is a messenger RNA of Salvelinus fontinalis (brook trout), 6476 nucleotides long. RefSeq names its product protein MTSS 1-like. Gene Ontology annotation, molecular function: actin binding; phospholipid binding. NCBI's taxonomy places the organism in Eukaryota, Metazoa, Chordata, Actinopteri, Salmoniformes, Salmonidae. Gene Ontology annotation, cellular component: actin cytoskeleton; cytoplasmic side of plasma membrane. The transcript has 14 exons. The record is from RefSeq and is a predicted model, not a curated record. The coding region runs from base 951 to 3293 and encodes 780 amino acids. Gene Ontology annotation, biological process: cell projection assembly; plasma membrane organization.